UCCCGGGAUUCUUCAGCAAUUCAUUGUGCUUAAUGUACAUGUUUCUGCACCGUGCAUUUAGGAGAUCCCAGAGAAGAAUCCAAAACGGCUGCGGGGGAAAGACCACCAAACAUGCCUACAGAAACACUAACCACAGGUAGCAUGGUGAAGACAGUCAGCCCCAGCGCGGUGGAGAGGCUAGAAGCCGACAAGGCAAAAUAUGUCAAGAGCCAGGAGGUCAUCAACGCCAAGCAGGAGCCCGUGAAGCCGGCAGUACUGGCGAAGCCGCCGGUCUGUCCUGCGGCCAAGCGAGCACUGGGGAGCCCCACCUUGAAGGUCUUCAGCAACAAUGCAAAGACCGAGAGUGGUGUCCAGAGGGAAAAUCUGAAACUCGAGAUUUUGAAGAACAUCAUCAACAGCUCCGAAGGGUCCAGCUCGGGUUCGGGGCAUAAGCACGGACCCCGAAACUGGCCGCCCCACAGAGCCGAUUCGACGGAGCUGAACCGACAUUCAUUCGCCGAAUCUUUGAAGGUUUACCCCACGCAGGGCCGUAGCAGCCCGCAGGAGAGCAGCUCCAACGUCAGCAGAAGGCUCCUAGAUCAGUCAGCAGAGACUUUCUUGCAUGUCUCUCACAGCUCCUCAGACAUUAGGAAAGUAACUAGUGCAAAGCCCUUAAAAGCAAUACCCUGCAGUAGUUCAGCCCCACCUCUGCCUCCAAAGCCCAAAAUCGCUGCCAUCGCCACCCUAAAAUCCCCAGAGAUUGAGGCAGUCGAGUCUGGAUGCGGAGUUAGUAGAAGACCCUCCCUACAGCGAUCAAAAUCAGACUUAAGCGACAGAUACUUUCGUGUCGACGCAGAUGUUGAACGAUUCUUUAACUACUGCGGACUGGAUCCUGAAGAGCUUGAAAACCUCGGAAUGGAAAACUUUGCAAGGGCUAACUCUGAUAUUAUAUCCCUCAACUUUCGCAGUGCAAGCAUGAUUAGCUCAGACUGUGAACAGUCUCAGGACAGCAACAGUGACCUUAGAAACGAUGACAGUGCCAAUGACCGUGUGCCAUACGGCAUUUCUGCCAUUGAAAGGAAUGCCAGAAUCAUCAAGUGGUUAUAUAGCAUCAAGCAAGCUAGAGAGUCACAGAAAGUAUCCCAUGUGUGAGAGAGAGAAAUCCACCAUAGAAAAAGCAAGGACUGUAUCUUUGUCUGUGAAUAUUCGGUUGUGAAGGGUUGUGAAGUCUACUUGAAGUCUUGUACACUUCUCAAAUCUCUUUGUGUUGCUUGUUGUGCAAUGUUUCCAAGUUGCAUGCCUGUCAACAUGUGAGCUGACCUGGCUUCCACUUGAACAAUAACUAACUACAAAGCCUGGCUGAGCAUACACAUUAUCUGCCAAAAGUUUAAGACGAGAAUCUAAUUAGGGCUUCAGUAUAAUCAGAGUGUUUACAUGGAAAGGUUUUAUGGCUUCUUUGGUAUUUAUGUGGUUCCUUGUGGAUUUUAUAUAUGUCACUUUUUGUCUUAAUACAGAUAUUGUCAACUGAUGUUACCAGUUUCUAAGUUGAAUCCCUUUGGGGGGAAAGAAAAGCAAAAUUGGCCAAAACAAGAAGUUUAGACGGUCAACGGUAGGCAAAGCAGCCUUAUCUCCUGCAGGAAGUGCAUUAGUGGCACAUGCAAAACUGUUUCUAGAAGGCAAAGAAUGCUACGUUCUUAAAUUAUGUAUCAUUGUUAAAUUAUAUAUCCCUACUUGUAGUAAGGGACUGUUCAGUAAAGUUUUCUUUUUUCUAGGUAAGCUCCCUCGGCUUUACAGCCAAAGUAGUCUAGUGAAUCUGCUUGACCUCUCAUAAACUAAAUGAGACUUGCAUUUGGGUUGGUGAUUAUGAUUUUGUAUUAUCCCUCUUGGAAAAGGUUAAUGAAGGUUGGAGUCAACCAAUGAAAACUGUGUAGGUAUGGGAUUUUGCGGGUUUGGUUUUUACUUAAAGAUUCCUGGUCUUAAACUUUUGACAGGAAUAAUUAGAUCCUAUAGCUGAUACUGAAUGCCUUUACUAGUCAAACACAUCAUGACUGCAAACUCCAUGCUGUCUUUUAAUUUUUUUGUAGACCUAUUUGAACAGUUAAUGAACAAAAAUGGAAACACACAGCCAUAUCAAUAUAACGCCUCCUAUUCAGAAGUAAAUACACUCAGUAGCUGAUCUAUAUCUGAAAAAUUGUGAUUAUGUUGUCUUGCAUAUGUUAUAUCUAAGGCUGUGAAAAUUUGUUACAGCUCUAGAAAAGUGUAGACACAUGACAGUAUGUAGCUUUUCUUUUAUUUUUUCUUCUUUCCUCUCUAUGAUGGUUAGUGCUGCAGGUCAACCUGUUACAAAUCUUUUGACAAUCUGUGUCUUCCCAGUGGUUUAAUUAACUGUCAUUUCAACGGACAGUGGUGGUGUGGUAGCAAAGAAGUUGAAAGUACAGUGGUCUGCUUCAUUAUUAUUGUAUACAUGCUUUGAAGUAAAUUGCAGCACUACCUUAUACUUCAUCAGCUAAUAGGAAACUUUUUUAUUGUGUAAAUGCUGUAAGACUUUGUAUAUACUUCAGUUGUUACGAAAUCUUUAAAAGGAAGAGUGUUAUGCUAAUAAAUAGCUCCUGGUGCAGGUAUGGUAGGUUUUUUGUUCUUUUUUUUACCCCAUGCAUUCUUAAAACUGUAUCGGGAACUCAGUUGCAGUGUGUUUUAGUGCUGUAGAAGGUCUUGGUUAAAUAAUAGUUCCAGGAAAAUGUUUCUUUUACUGAAGUGCUUUUCAGAAUAUAUAUUUUUUUUAGAAAGUAACUAUAGCAGCAUGAUCUGUCUGAAGAACUAGAAGAGAUUUUCAAGACUCCUAAAAUAUCUUGCUUCUUCCUUACCUAGCAAUGUUACUGUUCCCAUAUAUAGCAUCUGUUCAUAAUGAAUCACCACAGUCUUCUGAAUUAUUCUUCAGUAGUGCUUAUUUAUAUAUUUGGAUAUCAAACAUGUUUUACAGGUUCUGUCUUUUCUCUAAGAAGCCUGUAGCCCGACUUCUUACCGAUAGCCACAGUUAAUGCAGGCAAGACUGGAAGCAGAGCCAUGCAGUCAUUCGUUGCCUAUGAAAUUUUCGUACAUCAAGUUUUAUAUAAUUGUUUUUCGAAUGAUUGUUCAUGGGGGGGAAAAAAAAGCACACAUUCAGUUUUAGGAGGCUACUCUCUGGUUUUUACAGUUGGCUUCACAACCUAAGACUUACAACAUUCCUAGUUCAG
Molecule: messenger RNA, 3212 nt
Organism: Apaloderma vittatum (bar-tailed trogon)
Lineage: Eukaryota; Metazoa; Chordata; Aves; Trogoniformes; Trogonidae
Gene: FAM110B
Product: family with sequence similarity 110, member B
Exons: 2
Coding region: 112-1131 (339 amino acids)
Source: RefSeq, a predicted model, not a curated record